Molecule: messenger RNA, 541 nt
Organism: Eufriesea mexicana
Lineage: Eukaryota; Metazoa; Arthropoda; Insecta; Hymenoptera; Apidae
Product: chymotrypsin inhibitor-like
Exons: 3
Coding region: 44-313 (89 amino acids)
Source: RefSeq, a predicted model, not a curated record
UUGAAUUAUUGUUCAUGAUUUGUAAACGACUUCGAUAAUCGUCAUGGCUCGUACAGUAGCUUUUCUUCUCCUGCUCGUUAUAGGACUCGUUUACGGCAAGAAACUCGUUGUUACAGCUACGCAGUCCGCGCCAGGACAUGAGCAAAACUGCGGACCCAACGAAGUGUUCAAUAGCUGUGGAUCCCAGUGCGUGGACACCUGCGAGAAGCCAGCACCUCCUGUCUGUACUCUGGAAUGUGUGAUAGGUUGUGAAUGUAAAUCAGGCUACGUGAGGAACAAACUCAAUCAGUGCGUCCUGACCAAAGAUUGUUAAAUGGAUGAUGAAAUUGAUCAACGAAAAUGUUGUCAUACUAGAAGUAUGACGAACAAAAAUAUUAUAAUCCAACGAAAUAAUUACCAUCGGCGAUUUUUUGGCCAAAGUGUUUAAGGAUUUUUUGUUACAAAACUGAAGAUAUUUUUCUUAGCAGGAUUAGAAAUCGUGUGAUAACACGUAGAAUUAUUUGAUUUCGAUACCUCGCACACCGAGAUGUCAUAUUUAUGA